AUGCGACUCAUAUCUAGGCUUGUUGCAGAAGAAGCAUAUGUUGAUCGGGUCUCUGAAGGUGAUGUAGCUUGUGUUGCUGGAAAGAAGCAAGGAAGCAAAAUAAAGCUUAUCAGUCUUGUCGAUGAAACUGAUGGUUCUGAUAUUAAAGUCACUCCAUCAACCCAAACAACCAAGCCUCGGAGACAGACUACUUUUGGAACAACCUCGAGGAAACCGAUGUUGCGAUCCACUAUAGAUGGUGGAAUUGGCUCAUCCGCACAUGUAUGUAUCUGUGAUUCGUGGCGGGAGAAGAAAGGCUGCAGCUACUCAAUUGCUAAAGAAGAAGGUUGCGCCUACUAA
Messenger RNA from Eruca vesicaria subsp. sativa (arugula), 339 nucleotides. The record is from the annotation of a GenBank genome assembly. NCBI's taxonomy places the organism in Eukaryota, Viridiplantae, Streptophyta, Magnoliopsida, Brassicales, Brassicaceae.